Neopsephotus bourkii (Bourke's parrot) is the source of this 1012-nucleotide messenger RNA. It is a transcript of the gene TMEM250, whose product is annotated as transmembrane protein 250. The coding region runs from base 566 to 985 and encodes 139 amino acids. The record is from RefSeq and is a predicted model, not a curated record. NCBI's taxonomy places the organism in Eukaryota, Metazoa, Chordata, Aves, Psittaciformes, Psittacidae. The transcript has 4 exons.
GGCCGCUCCUUGACCGCCGCCGCCGCCGCCACCGGCCGGAACCGGCGCGCCGCUGCCCCCCCCGCACAUGCGCAUUGCGGCGCUCGCCCGUAGGCCCGGGCCUUCCACCAGCCCGGGCCCGGGGCGCCUGGCCUGGGCGGCCGCCGCACGGCGGGAGGCCAUGGGCAGGACGAUCAACUCAUAUGUAGAGUGUUGUGAGUCUCUGAAGCACCUUAGCAGUUUGUUUCCCUCUUCCUAGAAGGCCAGGUCUCCCAGGAAAACCUCACUUGUCUUGGCACAAGAAUUAAGUGGCCUCAGGACCGGCAGUGGAUUCCUGACCUCCUGCUGAGUGGCUGCAGCACCCUUAAAAUGUCCCAAAGGGAGAAAGAAACCAGUGGCUGUCUUUGAAAGGCUGUUUGCCAUGGGAGGCAGGGACAGGGAGAGCAAGGGGAGGUCUCUUCCCUCCUGGAAACUCAGCAAAGAGUUAGCGUUCCCGGGCUGUUGGAGCUCUCCCAUGUUCAUGGAUAAUAUUUGAUAUGUGCCCUGUAAAUCCUGCCCUGGGACUCGGUGACCGGUGGGGUGCCUGAUGCCGGUAAUCCCCAUUCCCCGCCGGGUCCGCUCGUUCCACGGCCCCCACACGACCUGCCUGCACUCGGCCUGUGGCCCGGUGAGGACCACUCACUUGGUGCGUACCAAGUACAACAAUUUCGACAUCUAUCUCAAAUCCCGAUGGAUGUAUGGAUUCAUCCGUUUCCUGCUGUACUUCAGCUGCAGCCUGUUUACCUCCAUCCUCUGGGUGGCACUCUCUAUCUUGUUUUGCCUUCAGUACCUUGGCAUCCGGAUCUUUCUGCGUUUCCAGUACAAACUCUCCAUCAUCCUCCUCUUACUGGGGCGAAGGCGUGUAGACUUCAGCCUCAUGAAUGAACUGCUCAUCUAUGGGAUUCAUGUGACCAUGCUGCUAGUGGGGGGGCUGGGAUGGUGUUUCAUGGUAUUUGUGGAUAUGUAAAUAAAACAAGCGCAUGUGGGCUCAGAA